GGAGUUGACCACACUUGGCCAUUUCCCAGAACGGCCCCACCCCAAGGGUGAGCGGCCAAUGAGGAGCUGUUUCUGCUGACAUCAAUUCCCCAGGAGGUACCCAGCCCAAGUCUGCCCAAGUCUGCCCAAGUGAAGAUGGCUGAUACCCACCCUGGGAUGGAGCCCAGCGCCUGAGGCCCUUAUCAUGGUGAUGGUCCUAAGUGAAAGCCUCAGCACCCGGGGAGCUGACUCCAUCGCAUGCGGGACCUUCAGCCCUGAACUGCACACGCCAAAGAAGAUGAGUCAAGGACCUACACUUUUCUCUUGUGGAAUUAUGGAAAAUGACAGAUGGCGAGACCUGGACAGGAAAUGCCCUCUUCAGAUUGACCAACCGAGCACCAGCAUCUGGGAAUGCCUGCCUGAAAAGGACAACUCACUAUGGCACCGGGAGGCAGUGACCGCCUGUGCUGUGACCAGUCUAAUCAAAGACCUCAGCAUCAGCGACCACAACGGGAACCCCUCAGCACCCCCUAGCAAGCGUCAGUGCCGCUCACUGUCCUUCUCCGAUGAGAUGUCCAGCUGCCGGACAUCAUGGAGGCCCCUGGGCUCCAAAGUCUGGACUCCUGUGGAAAAGAGACGCUGCUACAGUGGAGGCAGCGUCCAGCGCUAUUCCAACGGCUUCAGCACCAUGCAGAGGAGCUCCAGCUUCAGCCUCCCUUCCCGGGCCAACGUGCUGUCCUCACCCUGCGACCAGGCAGGACUCCACCAUCGAUUUGGAGGGCAGCCCUGCCAAGGGGUGCCAGGCUCAGCCCCAUGUGGACAGGCAGGUGACACCUGGAACCCUGACCCGCACCCCAUGGGAGGGGGCCGGCUGGACCUGCAACGGUCCCUCUCUUGCUCACAUGAGCAGUUUUCCUUUGUGGAAUACUGUCCUCCCUCAGCCAACAGCACACCUGCCUCCACGCCAGAGCUGGCAAGACGCUCCAGCGGCCUUUCCCGCAGCCGCUCCCAGCCGUGUGUCCUUAACGAUAAGAAGGUCGGUGUUAAAAGGCGGCGCCCUGAAGAAGUGCAAGAGCAGAGGCCUUCUCUAGACCUUGCCAAGAUGGCACAGAACUGUCAGACCUUCAGCAGCCUCAGCUGCCUGAGCGCAGGGACAGAGGACUGCGGUCCCCAGAGCCCCUUCGCCCGCCACGUCAGCAACACCAGGGCCUGGACCGCCCUGCUCUCAGCCUCCGGCCCAGGGGGCAGGACCCCCGCUGGGACCCCGGUCCCUGAACCUCUUCCCUCUUCCUUCGACGACCACCUCGCCUGCCAGGAGGACCUGUCCUGUGAGGAGUCAGACGGCUGUGCCCUGGAUGAGGAUUGCGGCAGGAGAGCAGAGCCAGCCGCAGCCUGGCGGGACCGCGGGGUCCCCGGGAACAGCCUCUGCUCCCUGGAUGGCGAGUUGGACAUCGAGCAGAUAGAGAAGAACUGAGGGGACGUGUGGGCCCAGGCAGGGCUGGCUGGGGUGUGCUGGCAUCGACAGCCCUCCCUUUGGGCACUAGGUGGGCCCUGGAAGGGGAGCCCAACUCGUGGGCCUAAUGAAAGUUUCCUGAGUGGGGUGUCGGGUCCCAGAGAGGGAGCCCACCCGCUGCCUUGGGGAGAGCCUGACCUGGCCGCGUCACACAGUGGGUGUGUCAGCCUCUCACCGGCUCCCCGAGUGUGGCAGUCACCAGGUCUACAGAACUACUGCAGCCCAGAGGACAGCUUUGGAGUUUGCGUCUUUUCUGCCUCUUUCCCCCCUGGGAUGUUGGGCAGUCUCUGUUGUCCCCGGCAGAGCUGGGCACCGCUCUGUAUCCCCCUGGUGGGGGCUGUCAGGGAGGGCCUGGGGUGGGGGCCAGGGGCCAUCUGCUGUGUCAGGGUCCUUCUUGGCCUCGCUCAGGUUCACUUUUGGAGAGCCGGUCCCGCAGCUUCUUUCACUCAGUUUUACUCCGUGCCUUCUCUCCCAGGUCUCCCUGCUUCAGGCUUGGGAAGGUUCGGGAGAUGCUUCCUUCUGUAACACCAGAACCAUUUGGCCUUAAUUCCAAUGUGAGAGACAGAAUCCCUGGGGUGCUGGACUGGCCCCCCAGAGGGUAAGCCCAUGUCCGGAGUCUCGGGCCCAAGGAACAGUUUGGAGGGGUGCAUGUUAGGGCCUUCCAUGUUGGGCAGAAAUUUGGUGGGUCUGUUUUCUGAACGGACUCUCUUGCCUCUCCUGCAGCAUGGAGAGCCUGACCCCAUCGCUCUGCCACCGCUGGGGCAGGGUUAGUAGAUGCAGCCCUUCUCUGUGGUUGACUGGUCACUGAGUGAUAAGUGUGGUUGGUUCUGGUGAGUGUAGGGAUGGCACGAUACCAGGGCAGCCUCUUGAAAAUGGCCUUGGGAGACAGGAGCUGGGGGCAGGUGGACAGCUGCAGGCCCUGUGCCCAUUCAGGGGUGAAGGGCGUCCGCUGACCAAUCUGCAGAGGCCCCUGCAGGAUUCCACGCACCUCCCAUUUGUCCUUGAGGACUGCUGGCUGUAACCAGGGCACACCACCCACCUCAAGACAAACCCCCGCCCUUGUCAGCUUAGGGGGAGCCCAGUCCUGAGGGCUGCAUCUCUGUCGUAGGCCCAGCCAUGGGCACAAAGCUGGACUGAUACUCCCUGCCCCUACCCCGCCCUGGCUUCUCACCCUGGGGCAUCCAAGGAGCCUAGCCCCCUGAGGGUUUGCUGUCCUCUCCGGGUUUGUAGCUGCUCUCCUGCCACCUUGCAGAUACCACCACAUGGGCUCUGCUCUAUGGGAAUCUGGCUUUAGUGAAUUUGGCGUCUUCUGCAGACAAUAGCAAUUGGGCUGGCUUAGGAGUAAGUGGCUCAUUUUCCCAUAAGGCUAAAAAUAACUGGUGUGCUCCCUCGCGUUAGCUGACAUGCGUUAAAAGCACUUUUGUAGUCAUUUUGCUUUUACUCGUCUUCCAUGGACGAGUGAACGCCUUGCUUCUGCAGGUCGAGUCCAGAUGCUUCUCGCCUUUCUCCUCAAGAAAGCUGCUUUUUGGGAAACCUUGUUUAAACCUUCUUUUUUUUUUACUACAUCAAAAGGAUGGUGGUUCAAGUUCCCAAUAUGUGGGUGGCACUUCUUACAAAUCAGCUAUAAGAAGCUGGCAGAAAGCCCCCAGCUCCACGGCCCUGAGAGAUGCUGUUGCCAUCCCAGGGUGGGUGGCACAUGGGGGUAUGCCGGGCACUGGGCAGGUCCCAGAGCGGGGGAACCAGCUCGCCUCUGGUCGCUGUAGCUCCUGCCAGAGGCACAUCUCCUUGUGAUCCUGGACAGCCAAACCCAAGAGCUGGUGGCUCUGAGCAGAGACAUCUUGGCCUGUCCCUGCCUGGGGGUCAUGGAGACCAUGUCUUCUUAGAGCAAAUCCUUCUUAGAGGAGACCGGGGCAGUUGCUGGGUGAAUGUGGAGAGCACAUGGCCAUGCCUCACUCCCAGAGUACCACCGGGCACGAGGGGUCCUGGCGUCACACAGCCGGUGUGGCCACCGAGGGCACACAGCCUCUAAAGCAGGCCUUCCUGUGGAAGGCAGAGGCAGUGAGGGAGGCGGGCGGUGCCAGCCGAGGCUAAGGCGUGCAGCAGCCCCCAGCUACCUUUGCUUAGGGUAGAGGUGGGAGGCACAUGGUGACAGGUAUGUGUCAUGGGACUGGGGUGUGGGUGACCUGCCCUCAAACCCUGCCUGCCACCUCCCCACUCAGGCCUGGUGGCAGGGAGGGACAAGCUGUGGAGCUGGCCGAGUCACAGCCACCUCCCCACCUCCCUGCAAGGUGGUCCCAUUGACCAGCAAGCCCAGCCUCCGGGCGCUUAGGCAGAAAUGGCCCAGCCUCCUCAGACCCCACCUGCCUGUCCUGUGCCACUGUCACCCCUAGCCCAGCUGCCUGUCCUGGGCCACCACUGCUCCUAGCCUGAGCCCACCACGCAGCAGUCGGGAGAAGAUGGUGGCUGUCCCUUCUGCUUAGAGAAAGAAAUGGCCUUCAGCUGGUUUCGUGUUUGUCUCUUGACUGGAGAGAGUAGACCCUGUCUAUAAGGUGCCACCCCAUCAUCCAAGCCGCCACACAGCCCAGAGCGGCCUGUUCCUGCACUCCACCCUGCUGGCCCCAGGACUUCUGAUCUCAGUCCUCUGGGAGGGAGGCUUGCCCAGGAGGUGCCCCCCACGUUGCUGUCCCCCCGGGCAGCAGGCAGACAGCUCACCCCCACCAGCAUGAGGGCCCCAGCUGGGGGCAGCGGCAGGAGCCUCGCUUUUGUCACAGCCUUGCCCGCGAACCCUGCCUCUGAGGGGAGACCAAGGAAGGCCAGAGCCAGGAGCAAGCCGUGCCAGGCCAUCUGCCUGCUCGUGGGCCCUGAAGAGCGGGCUAAGCCUACAGGAAAGCCGAGUGGGAGGAGGGGCUUAGCGCCACGUGCAUCCCACUCAUUUCAAAGCCACCAAACUGCCAGGGGCUGCCGUCCACCUGUGGGGCCUGGGGGCCGGGACCACAGCCUCGCCAUUUUCGUUGCCACACCCUCUUGCCUUACUCACGGUGGAGGCCAGAGUUGCACGGACAGACGUGCAUCUAGGCCCACGGGGAGCUUGUUCUGACCAGACGUACAGAUUUUCAUUCUCAGAAAGCCUUACUUUUCAACCAAAUUUUUGUAGCCAGUUUUGUGAAUUUGUACACUGAAAGGAAAUUUAAAUAAAGGGGAAGUCUACAUUAAAAAGAAAACAAACCCCAACUUCCAAAUGGGUCUCCUGGUGCAGGGGCGUGAGUGGCCACGCACUGGGUGUGCUGCCUGUCUGAGCAAGCUCCCCUAGCUGCGGGACCCCUGGGCCCCUGCUGCGGGCUCGGCCGUGGUGUCAUGCCUGCUGCACCCCCGUUUCCACUGACGUGCCGUCUGUGACUAUUGGGGGGUGGUCACUUGAAUGAUGGUCAUUCCAGACGUCAGCCGGCAGGGAUGCAGCAGGCUCGCCGCGCACCGGGAUCAGGCACCCUGGCCCCACACUGGCAAUGAUGCCGCACCUUGCCAUGUCCACGCUGUUGGUCAAACCCCUCUGUCAUGCCUCUUUAAAGAGAAAAGAGAAAGGUUUUGUUUUGUUUUGUUUUUUAAUGGCAGACCGAAGUGGAGAUCUUGUAGCCUAGAUAGGAUAGUCUGACCUAGCGUAGUCUUUUUGGCAAAUGAUUUGUGUUUUCAGUGCGUGGGGAAGCUGUCCUGGGGGCUUGGGUGACAGAUAGCACAUAGGCUGUUUCUGGGGUUGCAGGAGCUUCCCUGAGCUGGAUGUUGUGGGUGUUGCAGAGCUUCAGGAAGUGUGGCGACCAGAAAGCGUAGACCCGGGCCCAGGGCCUGCCUGCCCCUGCAGCCUGGCCUCCCCGCACAGGCCGUGGCUCGCGCUCCAGCCGCUCUAGUCUCUCAGGAAUUUGCUUGUUACUUUUACUGUGUAAAUAAAGCUUCCUGGUUCAAUACCCAA
Messenger RNA from Cercocebus atys (sooty mangabey), 5453 nucleotides. It is a transcript of the gene FAM53B, whose product is annotated as family with sequence similarity 53, member B. Gene Ontology annotation, biological process: protein import into nucleus; positive regulation of canonical Wnt signaling pathway. NCBI's taxonomy places the organism in Eukaryota, Metazoa, Chordata, Mammalia, Primates, Cercopithecidae. The record is from RefSeq and is a predicted model, not a curated record. The coding region runs from base 185 to 1453 and encodes 422 amino acids. Gene Ontology annotation, cellular component: nucleus. The transcript is spliced from 4 exons.